This is a messenger RNA of Knipowitschia caucasica, 1299 nucleotides long. Lineage: Eukaryota; Metazoa; Chordata; Actinopteri; Gobiiformes; Gobiidae. The record is from the annotation of a GenBank genome assembly.
AUGAAGCGAGUAAGUUCAAGCCUCAAGUCCAAGUGCCCGACGUUUGCCUGUUCCCCAAAGCGAGCCAGGAGGCUGAAGCGGGCUCCCUGCAGCUUUGCCCCACGCCGAGGGCAAGCCUGGGGCAACCUGCCUCAGCACGUGGUCCUGCAGAUCUUCCAGCACCUCUCUCUAGUCGACCGGGCGCGGGCCUCAUCCGUCUGCCGCUGCUGGAACGACGUCUUUCACACCCCGGACCUGUGGCGCCGCUUCGAAUUUGAGCUCAACCAGCCGGCCUCAUCGUACCUGCGCUCCACCCACCCUGACCUUGUCCAGCAGAUCAUCAAGAAACACGCCCAGCACCUGCAGUACGUGAGCUUCAAGGUGGACAGCUGCACGGAGUCUGCAGAGGCGGCCUGUGAUAUCCUUUCCCAACUGGUGGAUUGCACCAUCAAGACUCUGGGCCUCAUCUCCACAGCACGGCCCAGCUUCAUGGAUGUGUCUCAGGCCCACUUUGUGUCUGCGCUGACAGUGGUGUUUGUCAACUCCAAGUCACUGUCCUCCAUCAAGAUUGAUGACACUCCUGUGGACGACCCGUCCCUCAAGGUGCUGGUUGCCAACAACAGUGACACGCUCAAGUUGCUGAAGAUGAGCAGCUGUCCUCACGUCUCCCCAGCUGGGAUCCUGUGUGUGGCAGACCAGUGCCAUGGGCUCAAAGAGCUGGCUCUGAAUUACCAUCUUCUGAGUGAUGAGCUUCUUCUUGCCCUCUCCACAGAGAAACAUGUGAACCUGGAGCACCUGCGCAUUGAUGUGGUCAGUGAGAACCCCAGCCAAAGCCCCUUCCACACCAUCAAGAAGAGCAGCUGGGAGGCCCUGGUGCACCACUCCCCUAAAGUCAACGUUGUCAUGUACUUCUUUCUCUACGAAGAGGAGUUUGAGCCUUUUUUCCGAGAGGAAACACCUGUCACUCACCUGUACUUUGGGCGAACAGUGAGUAAAGAGAUGUUGGGGCGUAUUGGUCUGAACUGCCUCCGUCUGGUGGAGCUGGUGGUGUGUGCCAAUGGGCUGGAACCCCUGGACGAAGAGCUGAUCCGGAUUGCAGAGCGCUGCAAAAGCCUGACGGCCAUCGGCCUGGGCGAGUGUGAGGUGACCUGUAGCGGCUUUGUGGAGUUUGUGAAGAUGUGUGGAGAGCGGCUGACUCAGCUGUCCAUCAUGGAGGAGGUGCUGAUCCCUGACAGCUCCUACAACAUGGAGCAGAUCCACAGCGAGGUGUCCAAGUAUCUGGGGCGCAUUUGGUUUCCUGACAUGAUGCCCACUUGGUAA